UAUUGCCUUGAACAACGAAACCGGUCGACAUCGGAAUUCGAGCGCCGUCGAUAAAUAACCGAUUUUACCGGAGGCGCGAGGCGGCGGAGAGAUGGCCGGUGUGAAGGAGCUGACACGCGAUCUAGAGAACAAAGCCAACGAUUUCAGGAAACUUGAGAAAGAUAUUCAGAAGAACCAGCAAGUGAAAAAGAAGUACACGAUUCAGCUCGGCGAAAACGAGCUCGUGCUCAAGGAACUGGAUCUAUUGAAUGAGGACACGAAUGUGUACAAGUUGAUCGGCCCGGUGCUAGUGAAGCAGGAUUUGGCUGAGGCUAAUGCCAAUGUUCGGAAGCGGAUUGAAUACAUCUCCGCUGAAUUGAAACGAUUAGACGGUACACUUCAAGAUUUGCAAGAGAAGCUAAAUAGCAAGCAAGAAUCGAUUGCCAAGCUACAACAAAGAAUCCAGACUCUUCAGGCUGGAAAAGCAAAGGCCUGAUAUGCAUGCCCAACCCAGUCACUUGGUUGGCUUGAACAUAGACGUGGCCUCUUUAUAUCAAAAUUGCAUUUCGUCCAUUGAUAGUCCUUUUUUAGGUAAACGACGAGGACUUCAGUCGCUGUAUUACCAACUUCAUAUUUUAUUCCAUGUAAUAUGCAAAAGUUGAAUACAUUGUUGGUGGAUGAUAUUUUGUGCUCACUCAUAUGGAAAUGGAAUUCGCAGUGGUGCUAUCAGUCUUGUAUAA
Messenger RNA from Salvia hispanica, 719 nucleotides. It is a transcript of the gene PFD6, whose product is annotated as prefoldin 6. Lineage: Eukaryota; Viridiplantae; Streptophyta; Magnoliopsida; Lamiales; Lamiaceae. Gene Ontology annotation, molecular function: protein-folding chaperone binding. Gene Ontology annotation, biological process: protein folding; chaperone-mediated protein complex assembly. The record is from RefSeq and is a predicted model, not a curated record. Gene Ontology annotation, cellular component: prefoldin complex; cytoplasm.